AUGUCUCUCAAAGUCUUUAUCCUUUAUAAAAUUAUAGGAAGACACAAAUACACUGACGAUGAUAUUGUAUCUCAUCAUCAGCUGAUAUUCAAAACGUCAAAAGGACAUUUCUAUUAUACAGAAUUAACAAAUGCUGAUGAAAGUGCUACUUCAACGUCCACCUCGUCUUCCUUGUCUGGAAUUGGGCCCAGAGUUAAAUUAACAUUUGGAAAAUAUGAUUUUUUCCGUGGAAAUAUCUAUUAUAAACCAGUUGGCAUUACAUCGAAAAGUAAAGAACAAAUUAAAAAAUAUGUUGACGAGCAUCGCUCUCAAAAUACAAUCUAUGAUUUGUGGUCGAAUAAUUGUCAGCACUAUGUGAAAUCUGUUAUUAAAGAUUUCUUAAAAUUAGAGUAUCCAUCUGGUUCGGUACAAAUGGCUAGCAAACCAGAGAACCUUACUUUAGGUCCUUCCGAAUCUUCCAGUUCUUCCAGUGAAAGUAGUAGUUCAUCGCCUGAAAUUGCUCGAGGAGGACGGUGGUUGAGUACUCCUCGAUUUGACCCGUCGCGUAUUUUGAGAAACGAUGGGUGCUUCGGUACUCCUCAAUUUGACCCGUCACGUAUUUUGAGAAACGAUGGGUGCUUCGGUCGUCCUCACUUUGGAUAA
Messenger RNA from Rotaria sp. Silwood1, 642 nucleotides. Lineage: Eukaryota; Metazoa; Rotifera; Eurotatoria; Philodinida; Philodinidae. The record is from the annotation of a GenBank genome assembly.